Messenger RNA from Phanerochaete carnosa HHB-10118-sp, 711 nucleotides. RefSeq lists its product as uncharacterized. NCBI's taxonomy places the organism in Eukaryota, Fungi, Basidiomycota, Agaricomycetes, Polyporales, Phanerochaetaceae. The record is from RefSeq and is a predicted model, not a curated record. Bases 102 to 596 code for a protein of 164 amino acids. The transcript has a single exon.
CCGCGGGGCGACAAGGGACUACAUCUCGCGGAGAAGGCAAAGCGGGCAGAAAGUCGUUUUCGAAGCUCCUAGAUACGCUCCCAUCGAAUUUUAGGACCCGAAUGGGGCAAAUGGGGUCCUCCCUCCCUUUUCGGUAUCAUCCACUGAACGACUGGGAGUCGCUCUUCUGGGUCUCUCUGUACAUGGUCCUCGAUAGAGUUGUGAAGCCGAAGGGGAACCAAACCCAGCAGCCAUCUGACAAGCUCGAGAAGCAGCGAGAACUCGCUCGUGGUCUAUUCUACAGCUACAAGGAGCGGUCAGUGAAGUUUUCCCAGCUGGCAACGGAGGAGAGGGAUCCCUUCAAGCAAACACUCAUCAACUGUCUUCAUGAUGAUCUCGAGCUUGUUGCGACGGUGCUGGGAGACAUCAGGGUGGAGUUGCUCAAUGCCUAUCGAGAAGUCGAAGCGAAUCCAGACCAACAUCCGGAUGGGGCAGCAUCCGUGGAUAUCAUCUGGGAGACAAUUCCUUCGCAGUAUAACAAGAUCUGUCGAUUCUUGGACACUCAGGACAUUGCUGUUGGACGCCUCCCGGUCCGGCAGGGUCUCAAAGCUACUUAGGCGGAAGACGGACGGAAGCAGAGGGUUUUAUGCAACGCAUCGAGUGCUGCUAUGUCUCUGAGUGGAUUAUGCAAUGUAUACCUCCCUUGAAAUGCAUGUUGUAUAUAAUUGUGCG